Molecule: messenger RNA, 405 nt
Organism: Cajanus cajan (pigeon pea)
Lineage: Eukaryota; Viridiplantae; Streptophyta; Magnoliopsida; Fabales; Fabaceae
Source: RefSeq, a predicted model, not a curated record
AUGGAGACUUUUGUUGAUGCAAAUGAUCUUUGGGAAGCUGUUGAGGAGGAUUAUGAGGUUGGUCAAUUACAUGAAAAUUCAACACUUAAUCAAAUCAAGGUUCCGUGCAAGAAGCACGGAGGGGUUAGGUUCACUGUGAAUGGGAGGGACUACUUUGAGCUUGUGUUGAUCAGCAACGUGGCUGGGGCAGGAUCCAUCCAAUCUGUAUCCAUUAAAGGCUCCAAAACUGUGUGGAUGGCCAUGUCAAGAAAUUGGGGUGCCAAUUGGCAAUCCAAUGCAUAUUUGAAUGGUCAAUCUUUGUCCUUCAGAGUCACAACCACCGAUGGAGAAGUCAGAGUUUUUCCAAAUAUAGUUCCAGCAAGUUGGACAUUUGGCCAAACUUUCUCUAGCCCAGUUCAGUUCUAA